This is a messenger RNA of Suillus bovinus, 880 nucleotides long. RefSeq lists its product as uncharacterized. The record is from RefSeq and is a predicted model, not a curated record. The coding region runs from base 63 to 701 and encodes 212 amino acids. Lineage: Eukaryota; Fungi; Basidiomycota; Agaricomycetes; Boletales; Suillaceae. The transcript has 3 exons.
GGCGGCCAAGGUUCCACGCUUCCUUUAGGGGACUUUUAACGGGCUUGUUUUUUAGAAUUCACAUGCAUGUACCAUCGUGCCAGCUGGCAUUGGGUAUCAACAGCCCGUCUAUGGGGCAUUUAUCCCUACUUUGCAAAAAUAUGGGAAAUGAUCUGAGCUCGGUACGUGGCCAUGUUAACGUUCUUACACGUGCCUGGCGACCUUGGCGGCCUGUGGCGAUUCCUAUGUACAUGACACUUGCGAGAGCCAUGAAAAUAGUACCACGAAUGUCGUUAGUUUGUUUUUAUGCGUUCAGAGGUUUCUAUGGUACGUCGGUGCACAGAUUCUAUUGUGAAGCGACUUCUGACAUGAUCUCCGUCAAGAGCGCUGGUGAAAUAUCUUCACUAUCGAACUGCUAUGCACAUUCUCUAGCAGGCUCUCUGCUUCUAUUUGUAGCCGAUGUUUCGUGCAACCUGACACGCCGCUCCGCUCGGGCAUCGCCUAGCCAACUCGUGAAACGCAAGCCUGCCAUACUUUUCGAGUAUCACUUGACCACCGCAUCGGUAUGCACGUUGAACUCGCACGAGGCUGCUUCGCUAGUAGGCUGCUUGAAACUUUACACCAUGACAUUUAUACAGAAUUCGAUCUUUACAACUCUCCUCCAUCUCAUUGGUACAUACAUCAAGGUAUACGUGGAUUCCGAACGAUCACUGCUCAAUUGAUGCAUUGCUCAGGUGCUCAGCACUUGCAUUCUCCCGGCUUGCAGGCGCACGAGCUACCGCAACUACAGGUAGUACAUGCCGAGUCAUUGUAAGAAACAGGGACUUCAGUGACAGUGAACAUAUUGGAUGGAUUACUGCUGAUAUCACGUUGUUGUCAAAAGUCUUUUGGGCUUGUGAUG